AUGGCAACAGGGAAGGGAGGGCAGUCGCAGGGAAGGACGGCACGGCCUGGAAGGCCACCAAAACCAGGGAGGGAGGGUCAGGCCCCCGGCCGCGAAGGGCGGGGAGGCGUCCGGAGGGCUCCAGCGCGCAGGCGAGCCGGCCCCGAGCGGACCCGAGAGAGCGGCGCGGAGGGAGGGGAAGGGCAGGGGGGCACGGGAGGGCCCGGGGGAGGGACGCGCCGCGGGCAGGCGCACAAGCCGCAGGCGAGGGAAGGGAGGGGCGUGCCCGCGGAGGGCGCCCAGCGGCGACCGGCGCGGCCGGACCGGAAGGCACAGGCUACCCGGCAAGGGCAACCGGCGCAGGGCGGAUGGCGCCACCAAGGGCACGGCGAGGGCGGGACGGCCCGACGUCCGCCAGGCGAGGCGCCAGCGGAGGGCAGGGCCAGGCGCCGGGCCAGGGAGGGCGGCAGGCGGGCGGGAAGACCGGAGCGCGCAGCGGAGGCACGCGGGACGCCCGGACCGGGGGACGGGCGGCCACGCCGAAGGGACCCCCCAGGCCCCCCACAGGCACCCCCCCAACGCACGGCCCCGACCCCGGGCAGCGGAGGCGACGGCGCCACGGCGAAGGCGCAGGGACGCAGGCGGGAGGAGGCUAGGCGCAGGGCACGGGGCAGGGGGCCCGAGGGAGCCGAGAACGGCCGCGACGGGCAUGGCGCAGGGAGGGACGGGCAGGGAAGCGGCCCACGGCCGAGCGCCAGCGGAGGCACAGGCACGGCCAGGCACACGCGCACCAGGAAGGCCGGACCACGGGCACACGCACCGCGAGACAGAGACACGGGGGGGGCGGGCGCGACGGCAGGGAGGGCAGGGAGCCCGGCGCGGCGCCCCGGCCGGGCGCGGGCGGCACGUAGGCCCACCGCGCCCCCGGCCCGGACGGCACGGGCGGGGACGGCGCACGGCCAAGGACGGCCGCGCCAAGUGCUGGCGGGCGGGAGCGACGGGAGCCGCGAGGGCCCCAAGGGCAGGGCACCCCACGGGAGGCGACGGGCGGCGAUGGCAGGAGCGGGUCGCGGGAGGACCGAGGGACGGCGGCCGCCGGAGGCGGACGGCGAAGGGAGCCCGCCCGCCGGGCUGGGCGCGCGAGGGAGCCCGGACCCGGGCAGGGAGGCCCGGGAACCGGAGGGCCCGGAAGCCAGGAAAAGGCAGGCAGGCGCACGGACUGCCCGCACACGCGAACGGCAGGCACGGCAUGGGAGGGGGAGGGAGGGAGGGACGGGCGGGCGGGACGGGCGGGAGGGAGCGCGCAGCGGACGCCGGAGGGAGGGAGGGAGGGAGGGAGGGAGGGAGGGAGGGCCAGGGCCCGGGCGCGCGAGGACAGGCCCGGCCGGCAGCCGGCAGGGAGGCGGAAGGGCCAAGGUACGGGCCGGGGAGGGCGGGAGGGAGGCGACCGCGCGCAGGUCCGCGGCCGGGCGGCGAGACGGAGGCGUACGGGCUGGGCAAGGGGGCGGGCGGCGAGGCCGCCGCGGAGGGCGGGGAGGGCACGGGAGGGCGGGCGGGAGGGAGGGCGGGACGGGGGGAGGGACGGCCGGACCACCUGCGAACCAGGCCAGAGGGCGGGAGGUGGAGCCGGACGGGCCCGCGGAGCGGGGCGGCGAGGGCAGGGAGGCGAUGGCCAGGCGCCAAGGCGCAGGCCACACAAGCCCCCGACUGACGGGAGCCCCAGGGCAGGCGCACGCGGAGGGAGGGCGGGCAGGGCGGGAGGGCAGGGCGGGCCAGGGCAGGUGCGGGAGGGACGCGCGCGGGCCUGGGCGGCCCGGCAGGCACAGGACGGCCUGGACAGGCACCAGGGAGCGGGAGGGAGGGGAAGCGGAGGGCACGGCGAGGGAGGGCGGCCGAGGCGAAGGGAGGGACGGCAGAGCGCCGACCCGGGCCCCCCCCAGCGCGCCGUCGCGCGACGGGCACGCGCCGCAAGGCGCGCGCGCAGCGCUAGCCGGAGGGCACGGGCGGGACGAGGAGCGGGGACCACGGGAAGCCAAGGGCAGCGCCCCGGGGAGGACGGAUCGGCCGGCUCCGGCAAGGACGGCCGCGACGGAUCCAGGGACGCUGCGCCCCGCAGCGCCACACGCCGCAGGACGGGCGGGGGCAUGGCGGAGGGUACCGGGACGGGGGACCGGGACGCGCCGACGGCGCCGGGCGGGCCGCGGACGGCCGCGGGACGGCGAGGGCCAGGGAGGCCGGAAGCCGAAAGGCAAGCGACCACGGCGCAGGGCCAAGGGAGGACCCCAAGGAACCUGGAAGCCCAGGGAGGGCGGGGCAGGGCCACCGGGCGGGGAAGGGACGCAGCGAGGGCCCCGCGCCCACGCCCGGACGCCGGCAGGGAUGCGGAGGGCAGGCGAGGGAGAGGCGGGCAGGGACGGCGGCGGAGGGAGGCGGCCCGGGCAGGGAGGGCAGCGGACGGCGCAGCGGAGCGGCACGGGCGAGGCGCCGGGAGGGCGGGAUGCGCCCGCGGAGGAGCCCCCGCCAAGCGCCACAGCAGCAAAGCCGCCACGACCCGCGAACCCGGCCGCGACGGACCGGAACGGAUCGCGACCCGGACCGGCCGGGCCGGGAGGGGGCGGGAGCGGCCAGCGCAAAGUCCAGGCCGGGAGAGGGCGGGCAGGGCGGGCGGGCACCGGCCCACGGGCACGGCGACGGGCGCGGCGAGGGCGGGACAGGGCAGGGAGGGCAGCCGGUGGACUGGCGGGAGGGCGGGACGGACGGGCGGGCGGGACGCGGCGGGGACAGGCAGGGACGGGGGACGGGCAGGGAGGGCGGGCGGGCGGGACGGACAAGCAGGACCCCUCCUGA
This is a messenger RNA of Indicator indicator, 2826 nucleotides long. Its product is annotated as collagen alpha-1(I) chain-like. The coding region runs from base 1 to 2826 and encodes 941 amino acids. The transcript has a single exon. The record is from RefSeq and is a predicted model, not a curated record. Lineage: Eukaryota; Metazoa; Chordata; Aves; Piciformes; Indicatoridae.